Messenger RNA from Morus notabilis, 303 nucleotides. RefSeq lists its product as uncharacterized. The record is from RefSeq and is a predicted model, not a curated record. Gene Ontology annotation, molecular function: RNA binding. Gene Ontology annotation, cellular component: nucleoplasm. Gene Ontology annotation, biological process: regulation of gene expression. The transcript is spliced from 2 exons. The annotation marks the transcript as partial. Lineage: Eukaryota; Viridiplantae; Streptophyta; Magnoliopsida; Rosales; Moraceae.
AUGGGUCUUUUUUUUUUCCCUCUUUUCUUGAAGGUGGAAAUCAAGCGGACAAUACCAAGGGGAGCUGGUGGGUCUAAGGAUUUCAAGACUAAGAAGAUUUUUGUGGGUGGAAUUCCUACAACAGUAAAUGAAGAUGAGUUUAGAGACUUCUUUUCUCAGUUUGGAGAAGUGAAGGAACAUCAGAUUAUGCGAGACCAUGCAACUAGUCGUUCGCGUGGCUUUGGAUUUAUUACCUUCGAAACGGAGCAAGCAGUUGAUGAUCUCUUGGUCAAAGGGAACAAACUGGAGAUGGCUGGAUCCCAG